AUGUCAACUUCCGACUCCGUCGUCCUCGUAUAUACACCAUCUUGUCAUGAGCAAGAAUCGCCACCACAAAGAUCCCCCUGGAUAAAAUUCGAUUUUUCAUUUAUGUUAACAAACAAAUUUCUUAUAAUACUUUUACUUGGACAAUUUCUUUCGCUUUGUAUAACAUCUACAAUUGUGACAACCGCAGAAUUAAAAAUUAAUAUCCCUACUACACAAACCUUUUUUACAUAUUUUGUGCUAUUUAUCACUUGCACUCCAUUUACUAUUUCUAAAUAUGGAUUUAAAGGGUUUUUAAAAAUGGUUAAAAAUGAUUCUUGGAAAUGGAAUUAUUUUAGUGUAAGAUCUUUCGAAUAUACUUCUACACUUUCUCUAAUGUUACUUGAUGCAUGGACAACUCCUAUGGUUGCAGUCUUAUCAAUAAUGUUUUUGAAAGUAAGAUAUCGUUUCAAUCAAUAUUUGGGCAUUUUUAUUUGUAUCAUUGGUUCUGGUAUGGUAAUUUGGGGUGAUAUUGAUAUUGGUAAAAGCAUGUAUUUUGCUAAAGAUCCAAUAAGAGGCGAUUUAUUUGCUUUGAUCGGUGCAACUUGCUACGGCAUUUCGAAUGUAUUAGAAGAGUAUUGCGUGAAUAAAAAACCAUUAUAUGAGGUCCUUGGUCAAAUGGGAUUAUGGGGCACCUUUAUUAGCAUUAUACAAAUUGUAAUUCUAGAACUUGAUGAUUUGAAAAACUUAGUAUUAACUUCAAGAAUAAUUGGCCUUAUAAUUGCAUACACUAUCGCAAUGCUUUUCUUAUACGUUGGAAUUUCGGUCUUUUUACGUCUUUCAUCUGCCUUAUUUUUUAAUUUAUCCUUACUUACCAGCGAUUUUUAUACAUUAAUUUUUAAUUAUUUCAUAAUCAAAGAACCGAUGUCUCAAUUAUAUCCAAUAGCAUUCUGUGGUACAUUACUUGGACUUAUAAUAUAUUACAUUAAUCCUGAAGACAAACCUAUAAUUACUCAGGAAAAUAAUAAUGAACCCGUUAAUGACACUAUUCUUAUAGAAUUAGAUACGGAUAACAAGCUUGAUGUUUGA
Messenger RNA from Dentiscutata erythropus, 1065 nucleotides. Lineage: Eukaryota; Fungi; Glomeromycota; Glomeromycetes; Diversisporales; Gigasporaceae. The record is from the annotation of a GenBank genome assembly.